Cuscuta campestris is the source of this 1162-nucleotide messenger RNA. Lineage: Eukaryota; Viridiplantae; Streptophyta; Magnoliopsida; Solanales; Convolvulaceae. The record is from the annotation of a GenBank genome assembly.
CCUUCUGAAACCGAAAAAGUUUAUCGAUUGAAAUUAACGCCAUCUCUGUCCUGCUCGAAUACUCUUUCACUGGUUUUUCUCUGAGAACGAUAACAAUGGAGAGCUUCGCAUCUUAUGUCAAUCCCGAGUCUCGCAAUCGGUGGAACUACGAUUCUCUCAAGAACUUCCGCCAGAUCUCCCCGGUCGUUCAGAAUCACCUCAAGCAGGUGUAUCUUUCACUAUUAUGUGCUUUGGUUGCAUCUGCAGCCGGCGCUUAUCUUCACAUACUUUGGAAUGUAGGUGGUAUCCUAACUACCUUAGGAUGCAUUGGAAGCAUGGUUUGGAUGCUCUCUUGUCCUCCUUAUGAAGAGCAAAAAAGGGUUGCACUUCUAAUGGCAGCAGCACUUUUUGAAGGAGCCUCCAUUGGUCCUCUGAUUGAGGUUGCCAUUGACUUCGAUCCCAGCAUCCUUGUAAGUGCAUUUGUCGGUUGUGCUUUGGCAUUCGGCUGUUUCUCAGCAGCUGCCAUGGUGGCAAGCCGCAGAGAGUACUUGUAUCUCGGGGGCUUGCUUUCGUCCGGUCUCUCCCUCCUUUUCUGGUUGCAGUUCGCGUCCUCUGUCUUUGGUGGCUCUAUGGAAUUUUUCAAGUUCGAGUUGUAUUUUGGGCUUUUGGUGUUCGUUGGCUACAUUGUAGUUGACACCCAGACAAUAAUUGAGAAGGCACACUAUGGAGAUCUGGACUACGUGAAACACGCACUCACUCUAUUCACAGACUUUGUGGCUGUUUUUGUCCGGAUUCUUAUCAUCAUGUUGAAGAACGCAUCCGAGAAGGAAGAGGAGAAAAAGAAGAAGAGAAGAAACUGAGAGAGAGACCAUAUGGGAGGGGGAUGAUGAGUAUUUGUUGCCCGUGGAUUGUGUGUACAUAUAUCUUCAUUUUCCUUAUAUGUUUGACUGUGAGUAUAUGAAUUUAGGUGGGAGGGGGCAGCUAUGAUUUUGCCACUUCAUAUAACCUUGCAUAAGUGUCUGAUCUAAGGAAUUGUUCACAUACUAUUAAUGGGGUUUUUUCUUUUUUGAAAGAAACUGAUAUCAUUUCAUUUUGCUUGACUUUCGUUGUCCCUGAAAUUGUGUGAUAGCAAGUGAUGUAGAAGAGAUAAAUAUUUUCAUAAAAAGAAAAGGGGGAUCUUUUU